Paecilomyces variotii is the source of this 1795-nucleotide messenger RNA. Its product is annotated as fructose-1,6-bisphosphatase Fbp1. Gene Ontology annotation, molecular function: fructose 1,6-bisphosphate 1-phosphatase activity. Gene Ontology annotation, cellular component: cytoplasm; cytosol. Lineage: Eukaryota; Fungi; Ascomycota; Eurotiomycetes; Eurotiales; Thermoascaceae. The transcript is spliced from 2 exons. Gene Ontology annotation, biological process: fructose 1,6-bisphosphate metabolic process; sucrose biosynthetic process; gluconeogenesis. The coding region runs from base 350 to 1411 and encodes 353 amino acids. The record is from RefSeq and is a predicted model, not a curated record.
GACGUCUUACCCUGUGAUCCGGCAAAGAAGUCGAGGAUGCUCCAGCAGGAUCCAUAACCGUCCUGCAUUUAAAUCCAGGCCAUCUUCGCUCCUCGGCUUCCCCUUCUCUUCUCACUUGAAACUAUCUAACUUAUUCAUUUUCCCCUCCACUCCUGACUUCAGCGUGUUGCUGCUUCUCUGCUCAACCAACAUACCCCGCAUCAAUCCGGAAGGAUCUCUAGAGUUCCCCUUUCCCCGCCGAACCGAGGUUGAGAUAUCACGGUUUAUAUCGGGCGACUAUCAUCGACCUUCUCUGGUCACCAAACUCUCAAAGCAAGAAAUAUAAUACUCUAUCCCUCGAUCUAUCAUAAUGGCCGCAAACGGCAGCGCACCUCCUGUCGGACAGGAGAAGAUUAACACCGACAUUGUCACCCUGACCCGGUUCCUGACCGAGGAGCAGACGAAGCAUCCUCAAGCAACCGGUGACUUCACUCUUCUGUGCCACGCACUGCAGUUUGCCUUCAAGUCCAUCGCAUACUACAUCCGUCGUGCCUCCCUGAUCAACCUCACUGGUCUGGCUGGUUCUUCCAACACCACAGGCGAUGACCAGAAGAAGCUGGAUGUGAUUGGUAACGAUAUCUUUAUUUCCGCCAUGCGCGGAUCCGGAAAGGUCCGCAUCCUCGUGUCUGAGGAAGAAGAGGAGGCCAUCGUUUUCGACGAAAGCCCUCACGCCCGCUAUGCUGUGGUGUGUGAUCCCAUUGACGGUUCGUCCAACCUGGACGCUGGUGUCUCUGUUGGUACUAUCUUUGGCAUCUUCCAGCUCCCCGAGGAGGUCCUAGGUCCUAACAAGAAGGUCACUGCCAAAGACCUCCUGCGCCCGGGUACUGAGCUUGUCGCCUCUGGUUUCACCAUGUACGGUGCUUCAGCGCAGCUCGUCAUCACCAUGCGUGACAGCACUGUCAACGGCUUCACCAUGGAGAACUCGCUGGGCGAGUUCAUCCUUACCCACCCCAACAUGAAGCUGCCUCACACUCGCGCCAUCUACUCCGUCAAUGAGGGUAACAGCUGUUACUGGGCCGACUGGACCAAGGAAUACUUUAACGACCUCAAGUACCCUGGUGAGGGCAAGAAGCCCUACAGCGCCCGUUACAUCGGCAGUAUGGUUGCCGAUGCCUACCGUACCCUCCUGUACGGAGGUGUCUUCGCCUAUCCUUCCGACUCCAAGAGCCCCAAGGGCAAACUGCGUAUCCUGUACGAGUGUGCCCCGAUGGCCCAGAUCUUCGAGAACGCCGGUGGUCUGGCCGUCAACUCCCGCAUGGAGCGUCUCCUCGAAGUUGUACCAGAACACAUCCACGACAAGAGCGGAGUCUACCUCGGCUCCAAGGGCGAGGUUGAGAAGAUCAUCGAGAAGUACAACAAGUACAACAAAUAAACGAACCCAAAUCACGACCGCCCCAAAAAGUCUCAUGCGUGACUAGCACACACGCGAGCGCUUUUUCCCUUCGCAUAUGACGUGGUCUCUAUAUUCAACUUCUUUAUCAAAACUAUUUAUUUUUUAUGACUGGGAUAGGACCGAGCUGGAUCUACCGGGCCUACUAUACGCACUCUAUAUCUUAACGUUUAGUAUGUAUAUCCCUUGUGUAUAGAGACCUCGUUUUAAGGAAAUGCAAUCUAGAGAAGAAAAAAAAUUCUAUAAUAUUAUCAUCACAUCAUCAAAUCCUUUCGUAAGAGCCCUGCCAAUGUAGCACGUACUAUUGUAGUAAAUUGCGUACGUACUUACUCUAGAUACGCACAACUUGGAAGAGUUGGUUACGCA